AUGAGUCGAUACCAAACAUUUUAUUUAAUUAUUAUUUUGUGUAUCGUUGUCGCUCGAUACGAAUGUGUAUAUGUAUACUCAAGUUUUUGGGCGCCACUGUUCAAUCCGAGGAUUUUAAACUACAAGGUUGACUCCACUUUUGAUCCAGAAGCAGGGAAGAAAUAUAGGGAAAGCUAUGUGAAAAAUUAUGGAGUUAGAGGGGAAAAACUGAUUGUCGAUUUGGGGAACGGCAAAGGUCCUAGUGAUGUGCCCUUAGAUAAGGAUAUUGGUGCAGUGAAGUUCUACUUCACAUAUCCGGGGGCGCAACAAGACAAUGCUGUUAAUAAUCAUGACCACUAA
Messenger RNA from Diatraea saccharalis (sugarcane borer), 339 nucleotides. NCBI's taxonomy places the organism in Eukaryota, Metazoa, Arthropoda, Insecta, Lepidoptera, Crambidae. The record is from the annotation of a GenBank genome assembly.